Molecule: messenger RNA, 2710 nt
Organism: Harpia harpyja (harpy eagle)
Lineage: Eukaryota; Metazoa; Chordata; Aves; Accipitriformes; Accipitridae
Gene: NGB
Product: neuroglobin
Exons: 4
Coding region: 50-535 (161 amino acids)
Molecular function (GO): oxygen binding; heme binding
Source: RefSeq, a predicted model, not a curated record
CCCGGCGGAGCGAGGGGCGGGCAGCUGCCGCUCGGCGGCCCCCUCCGCCAUGGAGAGCGGGAUGCCGCUGUCUGGCAGGCAGCAAGCGCUGAUCCGGGAGAGCUGGCAGCGGGUGAGCGGCAGCCCCGUACAGCACGGCCUCGUCCUUUUCGGCAGGUUGUUUGACUUGGACCCUGACCUGUUGCCCCUUUUCCAGUACAACUGCAAGCAGUUUGCCAGCCCUCAGGAGUGCCUCUCCACCCCCGAGUUCCUGGAUCACAUCAGGAAGGUGAUGCUGGUGAUCGAUGCUGCUGUGAGCCACCUGGAGAACUUGUCCUGCCUGGAAGAGUAUCUCUGCAACCUCGGCAAGAAGCACCAGGCAGUUGGGGUGAAGGUGGAGUCUUUCUCGACUGUCGGCGAGUCCUUGCUGUACAUGCUGGAGAAAUGCCUUGGCGCUGCCUUCACCCCAGAUGUGCAGGAGGCUUGGAGCAAACUCUACGGUGCUGUGGUGAAGGCCAUGCAACGCGGCUGGGAGACCCUCCCAGAAGGGGACUAGAUCCUGCCAGCCAUCCCCGUCCCUGACCACGCAGCAGUCCUGGGCAGAAGGAGCACUCAUGCCACGCUCUCUGCCUCUCUCCACCUCUGUCUUUCUCUGUGCGCCAGCCCAUCGCUGUUUCCUUCAGUCACGUGUGCUUCGGGGCUCUCCCAGUGAUUCUGCCUUGCUUUGGCAUGACCAUGUCUCUGCCUUUGCUAAGGGCUGGCAGGGUACAUCUCUGCAGCGAAGCCUAGGAGUGCCACAGCACAGGAACACCGCCCUGCCCCAAGUUCCAUCGGGCUACCUGGAGCACCAACACCCAUGUACCUACUCUGGUUUUUAGCUGGCUCGUCUUCCCUCCUCUUGCUACCCACCCUAGUUAGAUCACAGCUAGCGUAGGCCUCUUGGGCUUAUUUGCCCAAGAUCCUAUUUGCCAUGCUCAAGACCCGCCAGGUCUGGCACUGCUCACUCCUGCACUGCUGUGCCUGGUUCAGCUGUGGCAAUGGCAGGUUUGGCUCCCUCCAGGGGCAGGGGCAGCAGAGGUGGGAGCUGGCCGUGCUGUGUGGCCGUCCUCCCCAAACCUUGCAGGGAGAUUUUCCCCCUCUCCCUUUACCAACACGUCACAACCGGAUGGUUAAUCCUGGUGCUCUCUUCUGCCUUGCCUCUCCCCUGGAUAGGAUCCAUGGCUUUUCCUCGUGUCAGGUGGGCCACAACUCAGUGUGUUUCCUAGGGAUGCUUCAGGCAGCGGGGUCACGUUAAUCCCAAGGUGAGGCUGCUUUUAGCAGGUGUGGGCUGCCAGCUGAAAGUCUCGUGUUGGUUGGGCUGGUUGGUUUAACCUCAGAGCCAGCUGAAAUGCAGCAGCAGUGGUGGCUCUUUACUGCUUUGUGUUAAGGAGAAUAAAGUAAAUACAAGGAAAAGAAGUCUUAAAAUAAAAAUGAAGGUUGCAAUCAUGUCAUGGCAACAGUUUCCAGAAAUCAUUCUGGCUCUUGGCCAGAGGAAGCAGAGCUGGAAUUUCUCUGCUGAUGCUGUCAGGACCUGGAGCGCUUUCUAGCUGCACACAGUGCCCAUCUGCAGAGCUCCUCACCCUUUAGUAAUCCCUCCCAGCCAUACUUGAGACACAGCCGCUUUGGAGCAGAGUGAGGCACCCACUUAGGUACGUGCAGCAGUGCUGUGUCAGGACAGGAGUGAGAAGACAGCUUCUGCUGGAAGAAAUCCCAGGAAAUGGCUGAGAGGCAGCACCUGAGGGCUCUGGGGGGAGCUGAACAUGAGCACUUUGAAGAAGAGUUCAUCUUUGUGGGGAAGUUGCUGUGGGACAGGCAGAACCGUGUUUCCAGCCAUCACUAGCCCCAGGGUAAGGACAUGGAGCAAGUAUUCAGUUACAGGCAGCGCCCUUUUUUGCUGCUCCUUCAGGGCAGGAGGAGCCCAGCGUUGAGGGCUGAGAUGGUCCUGUUCUAGAGACACAUUCCUCCUAUACUCAGACGUCCUCCACUCUGGGGCAGGAGAGGGCUGCCCGCUCCUCGCAGCUGCAGCUGAGGUCUCUCAGUCCCAUGCCACGGAGGGGAUGAUGGGGUGCCCUGUGAGCUGGGGGUCUGCUUCCCUGCCACCAGGCCUGGUGGUGGCCAUGGGCUUCCAGCAAGCAAGGAACCCUCCAGCGGUGUUUGGGAGGGGAGCUGAGAGGUAUUGUCAACAGGCAGUGAACAUCCGCAUUUAGGAUGCUCCCAUUUAGGUCCUUCCUGUGGCACCAGGCUCUGCUCCUGCAGCCCUGCCGCAUGGUGUUGUGCAUUCUGGCCCAUGGGUCUCUCCAUCAGCUGUCAAGUGAGGUCCUCCCCAUUCUCGUGCCAAGCAGUGAGGGAUGGAGGAGCCGGGGCUGGGGGGAGGGGCUAGCUGUUACGGCACAGGAUGGGGUAGGAGGGUUUGGGAAUGGGGACGUCCUCUUUGCAACCCUGUUCUGGGGCAUCAGCCUUCAGCAUCACAGGGGGGACCUUCUGGCAGUGUGUGACAAGUAGACAGCUAUGUGAUGGGUGUGGUGUGGGUGUUACUGCCCCAAACCAUUCCUGCUCCCUCUAGCUUUCCCAGCUCCUUGACUUCUCCUCUUCUGUACCACGUUUUGUGUAACUCCCAAGAGAACUGAACUAGUCUGUGUGCCUCUUAUACCCAGCUGUACUGUUUAAUAAAGAGCAACAGUGAGUCUUGGCC